AUGAAGCUCACUUUGUCUUUUAUUUUUGUCGCCAUCGCUUUGCUACAGAUGACGACAGCAUCUCCCGUCGCCAAAGACGUACAAGGGCACGGCCGAAAGAAUAUCGCGUAUAUGUUCCAACGUGUUCAUCCUAUCUGCAUCAUGUCUAACAAGACCAUUCAGAUUCAGUUGCCGAGGACCUCUCUGAUGUUGAAGAUGUACAGGGACACGGUCGAAAGAAUAUCGCGUGACCAUUCAGAUUCUGUUGCCGAGGACCUCUCUGAUGCCGAAGAUGUCGAGAAGCGCGUCGAGAAGACAUUAGCAUCCAUUGUUUCCGAGGAAUCCCGUGAUGUCCAAGGUGUUGUUGAAGUGUCGAGCACCGCACCCAUCCGCCACUUCUGGGCUGUGAUCUACAAAAGCUAA
Molecule: messenger RNA, 402 nt
Organism: Suillus subaureus
Lineage: Eukaryota; Fungi; Basidiomycota; Agaricomycetes; Boletales; Suillaceae
Exons: 8
Coding region: 1-402 (133 amino acids)
Source: RefSeq, a predicted model, not a curated record